UAUUCAGCCCUACACCGAGAGAAGACCGGGGACACUACAAUGGACAAGAGCACUUUAGAGGAUGAACAGAUGAAUAGACUUUGUUGCUGUUGACUGCAAACAGCCCUUAAAAUGCUGCCUUGGAAGAAGAAUAAGUUCGACCUGAUUGAGGAAGACAAGCAGUCCAAGCAGAAGGGCUAUGCAGUGAGUCUCAACUACUCUGCGCUCACCUCCUUCGCCAAGUCCUGCCCCGAGAGCGCACUCAACCGGGUGGGCAGCAUGUUCAAGUCAAAGAGGAAAAAGGUGAAAAUCACCAGCGAGGACCCCACGUACACGGUGCUCUACCUGGGGAAUGCCACCACCAUCCAGUCCAAAGGGGACGGCUGCACGGACGUGGCGGUGAGCAAGAUCUGGGGCAAAAGCGAAAUGGGCAAGAACGGCACCAAAAUGAGGCUGACCAUCAGCUCGCAGGGCAUCCGGAUGGUGCAUGUGGACGACAAGGCCAGGAGGCCGGGACACUUGUACUUGCUGCACCGGAUAACCUACUGCGUCGCGGACCCGAGACUACCCAAGAUUUUCGCCUGGAUAUACAGGCACGAGAUGAAGCACAAGGCGGUGAUGCUGCGCUGCCACGCAGUGCUGGUGUCCAAGCCGGAGAAGGCAAAAGCCAUGGCGCUGCUGCUGUACCAGACCUCAGCCACAGCCCUGGCUGAGUUCAAAAGACUAAAACGGAGGGACGAUGCCAGGCACCAGCAGCAGCAGCUCAUAGGGGAACAAACCAUCCCGUUGGUCCCCCUCAGGAAGCUGCUGAACGGACAGUGUUACUACAAACCCCCGGUGGAGCGCAGCCGGAGCGCGCCCAAGCUGGGCUCUAUCACAGAGGACUUGGUUGGGGAGGAGGAGGAGGAGAAGGCGAUGCACUUUGAGUGUGAGGACAUUCUGGACACGGACGAUGAUUGUGUGACCAACGGCAAACAGGAGUUGACUCAGAUUAUUAAUGACUUGGGAGAGAUGAGCAUAGGAAACGACGUGCAGACUCUGAAAGCUGAUCUCAGAGUUACCAGACUUCUCUCUGGAGAGAGCACGGGCAGUGAGUCCUCCAUAGAGAGCAACCAGGAGCCCCCUCUGCUCACUAAUGGGUUUGAAGAGGUAAAGGUGCAGGAAAUUGCCUGAAUAAAUGUAGGCAUUUCUGGGCGUCUCUGACGCAUUGUUUUGUUGUCUCCACAAGAAACAUUUCCUUUGUCGUCAACCUUGUGUUGGAGAGUUUUGUCUAAUCGGUGCCUCCAUGACUAAAUGAGAUGACCCAGAAAAAAAAAUCCCUCUAAGGUUUUGGGACAAUAACCACACAAUUAGGCUACUGAAUUAUAUUUUAAGAUUGUGAAAAAAGACACACAAAAAAAACUAUGGGAAAACAAAUGCAUGUCCAUCUGAGAGAUGACUGGUUGGACCGAGGAACCCCCCCGGACGCACGGCACUAAUUCCGUCUCUUUUAUUUAAGAGGAUUUGUUGUAGCCUCAAGCUUGUUUACCUUAAGUUUUUCUCUCUUGAAAAACCAAGCUCCAAAAAAACAUUCCGCACGUUUUUUGUUUGUUUUUGUUUUUCCUACAUGGGUCAGUGGGUCUAAACAGGCAAUCCUUAAUUUUCCUGUCAGGGCGCUUUUGUAACAGCCUGUUCAUUUAUUUUAUUUUGCACUGUUGUAGAGUUAAUUCAAGUAUUAUGUUGACUACAUGUACAUAAUGUUUGUUGGUAUGUUGUCUGAAACAUAAAUGUCAUAUCUUUGCUGUGCAAAAGAAAAAAACACCUUUUAUGUAUUAAGAUGUAAAGUAAAGAUGUUUUAAGUAUAAAUAUGUUAUUUUUUAAAGAAUACAAAUGUGGUUUGUUAUGUGAACCUCAUAGAAUUAUCAAUAAAAAAGAAAAUCAUACAAA
Dicentrarchus labrax (European seabass) is the source of this 1905-nucleotide messenger RNA. It is a transcript of the gene fam43a, whose product is annotated as family with sequence similarity 43 member A. Bases 112 to 1152 code for a protein of 346 amino acids. The transcript is spliced from 2 exons. The record is from RefSeq and is a predicted model, not a curated record. NCBI's taxonomy places the organism in Eukaryota, Metazoa, Chordata, Actinopteri, Moronidae.